AUGGACCAGAAGGCGGCACAAGGGCUCUACGAGCCACGUGCACUUCGCACUAUCCUCAGCAUCGUCUUGUCAGCAGCUCUGGCAUGGUUUCUUCUGGGCCGCAGCCAGCGCCGCCGAGCUGAGAGUCGCUUCGCCGCCGAGAAAGGAUGUCUGCCGCCGAAAACAUGGAACUCAACGUGGCCCUUGGGCUUGGACAUGUUGGUCAAGGCUCUCAAGUACGCCAGGACGAUGCAGAUCCUCCAGUUCUUCCUCGAGGUCGUCGACGACAAUGGUACCACUUUCGUCCAGGAGCUGCUGGGCGCAACGGGAAUCGACACGGUGGACCCAGAGAACAUUGAGGCUGUCCUCUCUGCGAACUUCGAAGGCACCGGCAUCUUCACCCAAGACGGCGCCCUCUGGAAGCACUCCAGGGCCCUGCUCAGGCCCCAGUUCGCCUCCAACAGGUCCCAGAACUUCGAACAGAUCAAGAACUGCGUACAGGACCUCAUCAACUCGAUCCCAGGCGACGGCAGCACCGUCGACCUCCAGCCGCUCUUCUUCAAGCUGACCUUCGACACGACCAUGUUCCUCCUCUUCGGCGAAUCGGUGCUGGACCUCGACUGGGGCAAGGUCGCGGGUCAGGAGUCGUCCUUCGCGCAGGCCUUCAACCUGGCGCAGGACUACCUCGCCCACCGCGGCCGCCUCGGCCAGUUCUACUGGCUGCUGAACGACAGGGCCUUCCGCGAUGCUUGCAGGAGGUGCCACCAGUUUGUGGACGAGGCAGUCGACAAGGCACUGCGGCCGAGCGGCCAGAUACAAGAGAAGGGCAACGAGGAAUUGCGCAGCAAGUACUCGUUCAUUGACGCCCUGGCGGAGCAAACUCAGGAUAGACGGGUGCUGCGGGAUCAGUGUUUCAAUGUGCUGCUUGCAGGGCGCGACACCACUGGCUGCGCUCUGUCUUGGUCGUUUAGGCUGCUGGCUCGACAUCCACAGGUUCUCAACCGGCUGCGAGAGGAAAUUGCCAGCGUGUGUGGCCUUGGACCUGGUUCGCAGCCGCCAUCUCGGGAUGACUUGAAGCCCACACGGAUGCCGUACCUUAGUCUGGUGGUCAAAGAAGUAUUGCGACUCUACCCCUCCGUCCCCGUCAACUCCAGAGAGGCGAUGCGCUUGACUACACUGCCGGUUGGUGGCGGUCCCGACGGCAAGGCGCCCAUUCUCGUUCGGCCUGGACAGGCAGUCGGCUACUGUGUCUACGCAAUGCACCGGAGGAAGGAUAUAUACGGCGACGACGCUGAGGCAUUCCGGCCGGAGCGAUGGGAAGAGGACAGAUUGAAAGACGUGGGCUGGGCAUACCUUCCUUUCAACGGAGGCCCUCGCCUGUGCCUGGGACAAGACUUCGCGCUGCUGGAAGUCUCAUACACCGUGUGUCGUCUGAUCCAGACCUUCCCUCACAUCGCCGUCCCAGUAUCCGAGCCGCACGUCGAAGUAGGCCAGGAGAGGCAGACCCUGACGCUAGUCCUUACGGACAAGAUGGACUCGGAUGUUCGAGGCUCGGAUGUGGUCGAGCUGCCGAUGGACAACAGGGCUGGGGUUGUGGUGGCCGUCGUCUCGACUGUGAUACCGCUUACUGGGCUCGUGGUAGCCAUGCGCUUCUACACUCGACAACGCCUCGACAACUGGAUCGGACUGGACGAUUGGGCCGUCUUGAUAGCACUGGUUUUCAUCAUAGCCAAAGGUAUCACGAUCGAAGAGCACUUCAAGCGCUUUUACUUCGCCGUCAUCUUGUACUACUGCGCGCUGGGCUCAAUCAAGAUUGCCCUGCUACUACAAUACCGGCGCAUCUUCGCUUCAAAGCUCCGCCGAGCGAUCAACAUCGCACUGCUCAUCAUCGGUUCAUGGAGCGUUGGACUGGUCAUGCUCUCCAUUUUCACGUGCCACCCAAUUCGGGGUUACUGGGAAAAGGAGACUAAGGCCACCUGCAUCCCUACUUUUCAGUUGUACAUCCAUUCUGCCGGCAACAUACUGAGCGACAUUGUGAUAUUUACCCUGCCCAUACCGGUACUUUGGAGCAUGCGAGUCUCAAUAGCCCAGCGGCUCCUCCUCAUCCUUGUAUUCUGCUUGGGUCUCUUCAACUGCGCCAUAUCCGGCAUAAGAAUCAAAUACCUACCAAUCGUAAACUUCAACCCGGAUGUCACAUACGAGAACCUCGACGCUACCGCGUGGUCGAUCGGCGAAGUGUGUCUUGCUAUCGUCUGCGCCUGUCUCCCGACCCUGCGUCCUCUUUAUGCCCGCGCUGCCAGGAAGAGAUUUGCAGACUGCCUGCGCUCCAGCUGCAGGCAGCGGAGGAGGCAAUACCACGGAGAGCCGGCGCGAGGCCUUCGCACUCCUGAGGAAGCCGUGGCGGAUCCUUUUGGUUGCUCGAUGUCCCACGAGACCAACGAUGUCGAAAAGCUCAGCCCACGGGCCAGCAUGAAGCCGAGCAUCGACACAGGCUCCGACUAUACGAGAACCGAUUAUACGAGGACCUACCAGUCACGUGCACAGUCUCAAUGCGAUCACUAUGGAUACGAGAUGCUUGAGAGCCCGCAUCCAGAAAGGAAGCUGUCCAGGGCGCCGGCGAAGGCCCCGCUUAGCAGCCCAUUCCAGCCACCCGAGCGACGGCGUCCUUCCGUCCAAAGCAUACUGGAUGAGAUCGUCGUCACUCAGCCGCCGAGCGCCAUUAUACACGAAGCCCUCGGCAGCGACUUCCCGAUCCGGGUCGCGGGAGGCGUUCAGCCUCUCCCUGCUGCACGAGGUCGCUACAGCUCUUUUGACACAAUUGCCAGCGAAGGACUCAGCGCGCCUCGGCCCAGGAUGAGGCGCGUUGGCUCCGAGGGGUCAGCCGUGUCCCAGAUGUCUGAUUUCAACUUCAGCAGAGACCCCAUAACGGCGAGAAUGCCCGUUGACUAUUUCAACAGGGUCGAUUUCCAGGCUGUGGGGUGGGCUGGGUCCGGCCCCAUGUCAUUAAGAGAGGCGGAUCGUGCACCAAGGGAUCUCAUAUAA
Messenger RNA from Diaporthe citri, 3021 nucleotides. RefSeq lists its product as uncharacterized. Gene Ontology annotation, molecular function: monooxygenase activity; oxidoreductase activity, acting on paired donors, with incorporation or reduction of molecular oxygen; heme binding. NCBI's taxonomy places the organism in Eukaryota, Fungi, Ascomycota, Sordariomycetes, Diaporthales, Diaporthaceae. The record is from RefSeq and is a predicted model, not a curated record. The transcript is spliced from 9 exons. Bases 1 to 3021 code for a protein of 1006 amino acids.